AUGAAUGGCAGGCUUCUUUCCACGAGGGUUGCACCUUUGCUGCGCCAGUGGACCAUCGUUCGCACGCGCCUACUACACAACCAUGCUCAGACGAUUGCUGGCGGCCUGCUGAGGCCUGCUAGCCGAGUCCCUCCUCGACGGUGGCCACUCGGCUACAAUUCUAUACACAAUGUUCCCGCUGUCCGGUCGAUAUCGUUCGCGAGGAUCCUUCCCAGACUCGCCCUAAAGAUGGCUCGCAUCCCUGCAAUGUUCGGCGCAAGUAUGAUCGCUGGCUUGGCCUAUAUCCAGUAUCAAGCCGCCCAAGCCGGAACCUAUGCCAUGGAUAUCUUAAAAAGAGCGGGAGACCAAGUGUCCGAUACAUCUGCUAGCUUAUUUGGCGGUGCAAUGGGCAUCGCGGACCAGAUUGGCCAUGGCUGGCAGCGCACCAAAGAUGAUGCACAUCUCCCUGAAUGGCUACAACAACUUUUUCAAAAAGAGGAAGAGUCUGGUACUGGAGGAUCGGGACCCAAUCCGCCGCAGAAAGCUAGAGUGGGAGGCACUGCUGCCGCCUCGGGAGCGGCAUUGAUCCUGGGCGAAUCUGAAGAUCAGGAAGAACGACAGAAUGCCGAGAUUGCGAGGGAUGAUCAAAUGAUGGUGCUGACAAGAAAGAUGAUUGAGAUCCGGAGCAUUCUGAACACCGUGGGCCAGGGCGGCGCCUUGACGCUGCCGUCGAUCGUGGUCAUUGGCUCUCAAUCUUCAGGAAAAAGCUCUGUUCUUGAAGCGAUCGUCGGCCAUGAAUUCCUGCCUAAAGGUUCCAACAUGGUUACUCGACGGCCAAUAGAGUUGACGCUUGUCAACACCCCCAAUGCAAAAGCAGAGUAUGGGGAGUUCCCAGCUCUCGGCCUCGGCAAAAUCACCGACUUCUCCCAAAUCCAAAGAACUCUGACUGACCUCAACCUCGCUGUUCCGGCGGAGCAGUGCGUCACGGAUGAUCCCAUCCAGCUCUCUAUAUAUUCUCCCAACGUCCCAGACCUAUCGAUGAUUGACCUUCCUGGAUACAUACAGGUGUCUGGUAAGGAUCAGCCCGCUGAGCUUAAGCAGAGAAUUGCCGAUCUUUGCGAUAAAUACAUUCAGCCACCCAACGUCAUUCUCGCUAUCUCUGCAGCAGACGUCGACUUGGCGAACUCGACUGCUCUGAGAUCAAGCCGACGGGUUGAUCCACGUGGCGAGAGAACGAUUGGAGUCAUCACAAAGAUGGACUUGGUGGACGCCAGCCGGGGAGUUGAGAUAUUGUCAGAUCAAAAAUACCCCUUGAGAUUGGGCUACGUGGGAGUCGUGUGCAAGAUCCCCCAAACGGCAGGGUUAUUCUCCCGCUCUGGGCAAAACAUCACCAAUGCGAUCGUUAAGAACGAACACGCAUACUUCUCAGCCCAUCCAUUACAAUUUGGACCGCAGUCGGAGCUUGCAGUUGGAACUACGACACUUCGGCACAAAUUAAUGCAUGUGCUCGAACAAACAAUGGCAGCUAGCCUUGCGGGCACCCGAGAUGCUAUCAUGCAGGAAUUGGAAGAAGCGACAUAUGAAUUCAAAGUCCAAUAUAACGAUCGGCCACUCAGUGCUGAAUCCUACCUGGCGGAAAGCCUGGACAGUUUCAAGCACUCGUUUAAAGAGUUUAGUGAAAACUUCGGCCGACCUCAAGUACGCGCCCUGUUGAAAGAGGUGCUUGAUCAGAGAGUGAUGGAUCUCUUGGCCAAGCGAUAUUGGAACAAACCAAUAGACGACCUAUCGCAGCCACCGUCGGAGGCAGACCCCCUCUCAGACCUACCGAAAGCAGACCCGGCUUCGCUUUAUUGGCAGCGGAAGCUGGACGCAUCGACCUCAGAGCUGACGAAGCUGGGUGUGGGCAGGCUUGCCACGACGGUGGUGGCGUCUGAGCUACAGAGUCAGGUGGACAGGCUGAUUGCCGCGUCUACAUUCGCGUCCCACCCGUACGCCCAGCGAGCGAUUGUGGAUGCUUCAUCCAGUAUCUUGAAUGAUCGCUUCUACAGCACGAGUGAUCAGGUUGAGAAUUGCAUCAAACCAUUCAAAUUUGAGAUCGAGGUGGAAAACAACGAAUGGGCCAAGGGCCGCGAGAACGUGGGGGGUGUACUCAAAGGCGAACUCAAGGCUUGUGAAGCGGCACAGAAACAACUUGAAGCCGCUGUCGGCUCCCGGAAACUCCGAGACGUCACGUGCUUUAUCGAUCGGAUCAGGAAAGGGGACGUUGUCCUCGAAGGUGAUGGAAGUGGAGGGGCAGGCGGGUUUUCGUCCGCGCUGCUGCAAAAAGGUCGAGAAGCCGUCUUCCUCCGGGACCGAGCCGAGAUCAUCAAGAUGCGACUGCUUGCCGUAAGAUCGAAGCAAUGUGCCAACGUCAAAAACAAGUACUACUGCCCGGAGGUCUUCCUCGACGUCGUCGCGGACAAGCUCACCUCGACGGCAGUGCUCUUCCUCAAUGUCGAGCUUCUAUCGGAGUUCUAUUACAAUUUCCCUCGCGAGCUUGACAUCCGGCUUGGUCGCCAGCUGGAAGCGGCGGAGAUUGAGCGGUUCGCGCGCGAGGAUCCCAGGGUCCGCCGGCACCUGGAUGUGAUCAAGCGCAAAGAGAUGUUGGAGCUAGUAUUGUCCAAGAUUGAGAGUCUGCGGCAGCUGGAGGGUCGAGCCAAGCCGCAGGCAGCCACACCAACAGUGCAGGGAAAGGGCCAGGGGCGGUGGAGCUUGUUUUGA
This is a messenger RNA of Exophiala aquamarina CBS 119918, 2739 nucleotides long. Its product is annotated as dynamin GTPase. The record is from RefSeq and is a predicted model, not a curated record. Gene Ontology annotation, cellular component: cytoplasm; microtubule; membrane. The transcript is spliced from 2 exons. Gene Ontology annotation, molecular function: microtubule binding; GTP binding; GTPase activity. The coding region runs from base 1 to 2739 and encodes 912 amino acids. Lineage: Eukaryota; Fungi; Ascomycota; Eurotiomycetes; Chaetothyriales; Herpotrichiellaceae.